Molecule: messenger RNA, 2106 nt
Organism: Triplophysa rosa
Lineage: Eukaryota; Metazoa; Chordata; Actinopteri; Cypriniformes; Nemacheilidae
Gene: tmed9
Product: transmembrane p24 trafficking protein 9
Exons: 5
Coding region: 6-710 (234 amino acids)
Biological process (GO): intracellular protein transport; Golgi organization; endoplasmic reticulum to Golgi vesicle-mediated transport
Cellular component (GO): endoplasmic reticulum-Golgi intermediate compartment; Golgi apparatus; endoplasmic reticulum
Source: RefSeq, a predicted model, not a curated record
UGCGCAUGCGCAGUGCACUUCUCACCGGCAGUGUCAAGAUGGUGGCAAUCAGAAUGCAGUUUACACUUUAUUUGGUGUUGUUUUUAAAUGUUUACAACAGCUUUGUGUCUACGUUGUAUUUUCAUAUCGGCGAGACUGAAAAGAAAUGCUUCAUUGAAGAAAUACCGGACGAAACUAUGAUAAUAGGAAACUACCGAACCCAGCUGUAUGACAAGCAGAAAGAAGAGUAUUUGCCUGCAACUCAAGGACUUGGAAUGUUUGUGGAAGUGAAGGAUCCCGAUGAGAAGGUGAUCCUGUCCCGUCAGUAUGGAUCAGAAGGCAGGUUCACCUUCACCUCCCACACACCUGGAGAGCAUCAGAUCUGCUUGCACUCGAAUUCCUCCAAAUUCGCUCUGUUUGCCGGUGGAAUGCUUCGUGUUCACCUGGAUAUCCAAGUUGGUGAGCAUACAAACAACUAUGCAGAAAUUGCAGCCAAAGACAAGCUCACAGAGUUGCAGCUACGUGUGCGACAGCUGAUGGAGCAGGUGGAUCAGAUCCAGAAAGAGCAGAACUAUCAGAGGUAUCGUGAGGAGCGCUUCAGACAGACCAGUGAGAGCACCAAUCAGAGGGUUCUGUGGUGGUCCAUCGUCCAGACACUCAUCCUGGUGGCCAUCGGAUUUUGGCAAAUGAGACAUCUCAAGAGCUUCUUUGAGGCCAAGAAAUUAGUAUAGAACUUGUGUUUUGGCUUUUGUUUUAAUUGAUACAGUACAGACUACAUUUUUUGUGAGGUCAAGACUGCUGAAAACCCGACAUUCUCUCAGUCCAGGUCCCGCCCUAAAUUCUUCUGUUAAAUCCUGCAUUGAGAGUUUUUUUCACAUUGUUUGCUUCAGUGCCACACCCCACUGUAAUGUGAAUCUAGUUUUUGUUCAGAUAUACAUUACAGUUUGUUCUAGCCUGUGAAAACCACUGACAAUUUCAAGUAAUUAACUGUAUUUAAAACACCUUGUAUUAUAGUGGUUCCUUUUUAUUGUCUGGCCCCUUAAUUUGUUACAAUAAUAUUUAACAUUUAAAUAAGAAAAUGGAAAUACCUAUCAACUGUUUCAAGGACUGCGAGUGUAAUGUUUUUCUACAUGACCUUGGAUUAUUUACCUAAACAUUUACAAUACAAAGAAAAAAACAAAAACUAGUUUAUUCUGGUGGCAGGUGUAAAUGUCUUGUGUUAUGCAGUAAUUAGUAUGGUAUUUAAAGUAUGUUUUUUGAGUGAAUGUUUCUUUUUUCUUUUACAUGCUGGAUACAGUUUUCUCCCAAUAUUUUUAAGCUUUUUGUGAUCAAGGACACCUAGAUCAUAUUAGUAUUUUGCCUUGUUGCAUAUUGAUAGCUACAGUCUUAUUUACUUUGAUGAACUGGUUUUAAAAACAUGUACAUUUGUGUCAAAUGCAUAAUACAUCUAAAUAAACAGCAAAUUGUGGCUAUUAAAAUGUAAAAGGUUGAAAUAUGCAUAAGCCAUUGAGUUUUGUGUUUUUUCAUAAAUGAUACCAAUUCCCUGUUCCGUUGUGGGAAAAUUUUGAUAAAAUGAAUUUGCCAUAUUGCACAUAUUUUCUCAGUUUGAUCUUUUCCUGUAUUCAAAUCCUCAUAUAAACGUAGAGACCCUAAAAUUGAUAAUCUUUCUAUUUAUUUUUCUUUAAAGAUUAAAGAAACAUACUGCCCAGAAUACACUGUAAAAUGUUAUAAUAUGAUUUGUUUGCUUUUUAAAUUCUACAUACUGUAGCUGGUGUCAUCUCUUAAAUUUGGUUUAAGUGUUGUAUAUUCUUUAAAAACGUAGGACUGUGUGUUUUUUAGGUUUUGAUCACUGAAUUGCAUUGGUCUCAUGUUGUACAGGUUCAAAGUGUUUUGCCAUUGUCGUUUAUAUGCAGUCACAGGGAAAUGGGUUUCAGUAGGGGUCGUGUUAUGUAGGGACAAUGGAUGGAUUUUUGUUUUUGGUGAGAAAUCUACCCCAUGCUUGCACUCAUAAAGUUUCCUUUUCCCACCACCAUAGACUUGUGAAGAUCAGAAUUGUCUCCACAAGAAAAUGCUGAUGUUGAUGUAAACAAAAUAAACAUACAAACACCACUAAAUAUGCCUUGAUAA